Leptosia nina is the source of this 1599-nucleotide messenger RNA. The record is from the annotation of a GenBank genome assembly. NCBI's taxonomy places the organism in Eukaryota, Metazoa, Arthropoda, Insecta, Lepidoptera, Pieridae.
AUGGAAACGAAUAGUCUAGUCAAUUUAGAAAAAGGAUUAUUGGAGUUUGCGGAGCCAUUUUCUAGCGAUCUGUUUGAUAGAGUUGGGGAUAAAAUGACCCAGCUCUUACAGAGUUAUGAUAAAAUAUGGAAGAAAGUUAAAAUAAAAAUAGACGAUAAAGAUAUAUUAAGAGUUUUAGUAUUGGCAGUCCUAUUUAUCCUUCUACCGGCCAUAUUAAUAUUUAUCGCCAUAAGUUAUAUGUAUAAAUAUAUUUGUUCCGCGCUAAUAAAAAUGGGGGACAACAAUUUUGUGUGCUUCCUGGAAAGUUUCGACGUUUUCUGGAGUCUGGAUGAUGACGUCAAUAAAAAUAUAAUAGAAGUCUUAGGUUUCAUAGAAGCAGAAUCACCUGAUAAGUUGGUUAAUGACAUAAGGCGUAGAUUGGACAGCCUGGUUACAAAUAAGACGGUUGAAAAGAUAUUUUACAGGAGACACGAACAAUUCGGAUUCUAUUAUUGGCAUAAAAGUGACUACGUUGAUGUUUGCGAGUACGUAAAAAUAUUAAAAGUAUCGAAUGCGCAGGGACUUAACAGAAAUGACCUAGAGGUGAUCAUGACGGAAUUAUCACACGAUUCGCUACCAUGUAACGGUGAAGGUCUGUUCGAAAUCUUAGUCACAGAUAUUCGAGUAACUGAUACUGAUUUCAUUGACAACUAUGCGAUAAUAUUUAGAAUACAUCAUGCAGUUGGCGAUGGUAUUGCACUAAUAGAGUUUUUAUGCAAAAUAUUAGCCGAUGAAAGUAGCGAUAUUCAAUUGUUUAAGCCACCAGAAGUAUGCAACUUGAUUGAAGAGAACGUCGCAAAGAACUUCACGGAUUUGGUGAAGAAGAUUAGUGAGAUAAUCCUUUGCGCAGUCGAUGGCGUUAUACGAAAGCCCGACCUCAAUGCUCUACAUGGUCCCAUCCUAGAGGGCAAAAAGUAUUUCAGGUGGAUAGACACUAAUAACAAUAUGCUGGAAAUGAUAAAAGAGAUUAAAGAGAAACAACAUGGUUUGAAUUUUACGGACAUUUUAGCUACUGCAUUAUCUUCGGGGUUACGAGACUAUUUCUCAAAAAAAAUGCUGUACAUUCCAGACGACGUAGCAGUAAUUAUUCCCAUAAGACUGAGCGAAAAGGAGCAAUCCUUGAUUCUUGAGAACAAUUUCACUGUUAGCAUUCUGCCUCUACCGUUGACAGCAAAUUUAGACAGCAUAAGUCAAUGUUGUAAACAGUUACGUAAAAGUUUGGAUCCUCUGACAAAUCAUUACCUUCUUAAACUGUGCAACGUGUUUCCUAAGUGUAUCCUGGAGUCAGUAUUUAACAGCAAUCAAGCGACACUGGUCUUCAGCAACAUACCAGGCCCAAAAAGUUUAAGCAUUUGCGGUUGUCCAGUCCAGUCUCUGGUGUUUUUCGUGCCGAAUAAGGGAACAACCGGGGUGGGUGUAACAGUUCUUUGCUAUGGAGGGGUGUUAAGAUUCGCUAUAAUGGCGGAUUCAGCUGUUUUGUCGAGUCCCGACGAUCUAUCCGUUAUACUGAAUGGAAUGAUUAAGGAGAUCCAACAAAUGCACAGAAAGUAUGUAGCUUAA